Chinchilla lanigera (long-tailed chinchilla) is the source of this 987-nucleotide messenger RNA. Its product is annotated as vomeronasal type-1 receptor 90-like. Gene Ontology annotation, cellular component: membrane. Lineage: Eukaryota; Metazoa; Chordata; Mammalia; Rodentia; Chinchillidae. Gene Ontology annotation, biological process: G protein-coupled receptor signaling pathway. The transcript has a single exon. Bases 1 to 987 code for a protein of 328 amino acids. The record is from RefSeq and is a predicted model, not a curated record. Gene Ontology annotation, molecular function: pheromone receptor activity.
AUGAAGAAAGACAGCAUACUUUCAAGUAUCACUGACUUACAAUACAUGUUUUUCUUUGAAGUCAGCAUUGGGGUCAUGGCCAACGUGGCCCUGCUUCUCUUUCAUGUUCUAAAAUUCCUUCUAAAGCACAGGCCCAGGCCUACCGAUCUGACCAUUGGUCAUCUGGCUCUUAUACACACAGUGAUGCUUCUAACUGUGGGCUUCAUAGCUAUGGACAUGUUUGGGUUUCAGGACUUGGGGGAUGACAUCACAUGUAAAUCUGUUAUAUAUUUGUACAGGGUGAUGAGGGGCCUCUCCAUCUGUACCACCUGCCUGCUGAGUGUCCUUCAGGCCAUCACCCUCAGCCCCAGAAGCUCCUGUUUGGCAAAAUUCAAACAGAAAUCCCUGCAUCAGAAUCUGUGUUGCUUUUUCUUUUUAUGGGUCCUCAAUAUGCUCACUACCGGUCGUUUCUUAAUCUCCACUGUUGCCACUCCCAAUGUGACCUCACACAGUCUCAUGUUUGUCACUCGAUCCUGCUCUCUUUUGCCCAGGAAUUCCUCUCUCAAGUACAUAUCUAUCUCACUGUGGGGUUUCCAGCAAAUGUGCUUUAUAGGGCUCAUGGCACUUUCAAGUGGGUACAAGGUGCUUCUCUUGUGCAGACAUGAAAGGCAGUCCCAGCAUCUUCACAGCACCAGCCUGUCCCCAAAAGCAUCUGCAGAACAAAGGGCCACCCGGACUAUUUUGUUGCUCAUGAGUUUCUUUAUUGUCAUGUACAUUUUGGACAGUGUUAUUGCCUCUACUUCUGAAAUGUUGUGGAAUUUUGACCAAAUUCGUCAUUGUGUCCAACUGCUAGUUGGCAAUUGCUAUGCCGCAGUCAGUCCUUUGGUGCUCAUCAGUACUGAAAGAAGAGUGAUCAGGUUUUUAGAUCCAUGUGGGGGAAAGAUAGUAAAUGUUUGUAAAUUCAGCGAUGGAAAAUUUUUCUGGAAAGCAACAAUGGAUUUGAAUUAA